Molecule: messenger RNA, 628 nt
Organism: Rhinolophus ferrumequinum (greater horseshoe bat)
Lineage: Eukaryota; Metazoa; Chordata; Mammalia; Chiroptera; Rhinolophidae
Gene: PI3
Product: peptidase inhibitor 3
Exons: 3
Coding region: 67-462 (131 amino acids)
Biological process (GO): innate immune response; antibacterial humoral response
Cellular component (GO): extracellular region
Molecular function (GO): peptidase inhibitor activity
Source: RefSeq, a predicted model, not a curated record
CCAGGCCCAGCUGCAGUUGCAUAAAACGGCUGGCCUCAGCUCAUAGCCAUCCACGUUCCUGACAACAUGAGGUCCAGCAGCAUCUUGGUCCUGGCGGUUUUCCUCGUCCUUGGGACGCUGGCAGCACAGGCAGCUGUCGCAGGAGAUCCUUAUCAUGGUUACGUAGGUGACAAAAGUCUGGUCAAAGGACAAGAUCCGGUUAGAGAUCGAUAUCCAGUCAAAGGACGAGAGCCGGUUAAAGGACGAGAGCCGGUUAAAGGACGAGAGCCGGUUAAAGGACGAGAGCCAGUUAAAGGACAAGAUCCAGUCAGAGGUCACACUAAGCCUGGCUUCUGCCCCAUGGUUUUGAUGAAGUGCGCCAUGAUGAAUCCCCCUAACACCUGUAUGAGAGAUUCCGAGUGCCGGGGGACCAAGAAGUGCUGUGAGGGCUCCUGCGGGAGGAUCUGUAUGAAUCCCCAGUGAGGUGGAGCCUGUCUUUGCUGCACCUGUGAAGUCCGCGGGGCUGCCGUCCUUGGUCCUUGUAGCACUGUGCUUUCCCACGCUGCUCAGACUUCCUCUCCCUGAGGAUGUUCCAGCCUGGAGCUGUUUUUCUCAGUGAUUUUCCAAUAAAAGACCACUUUCUGCUCAA